Eremothecium cymbalariae DBVPG#7215 is the source of this 621-nucleotide messenger RNA. It is a transcript of the gene ATP5, whose product is annotated as F1F0 ATP synthase subunit 5. The record is from RefSeq and is a predicted model, not a curated record. Bases 1 to 621 code for a protein of 206 amino acids. The transcript has a single exon. Gene Ontology annotation, biological process: proton motive force-driven mitochondrial ATP synthesis. Lineage: Eukaryota; Fungi; Ascomycota; Saccharomycetes; Saccharomycetales; Saccharomycetaceae. Gene Ontology annotation, molecular function: proton-transporting ATP synthase activity, rotational mechanism.
AUGUUAAGCAGAGUCUUUGUUCGUUCUUUGGCUUCCUCCGCUAAGGCAGGAAUUAAGCCACCUAUUCAAUUGUUCGGUUUGGAUGGUACAUAUGCAUCCGCUUUGUUUACGGCUGCCUCUAAAACCACUUCUAUUGAGUCUGCCUCAAAGUCACUAGAAGCAUUGUCAUCGACUGUUGCAAAGGAUUCAAAGUUGCAAACUGUGUUGUCUAACCCAGCUUUAUCUUCAGAAGAUAGGACCGUUGUUGUGGGGACUUUGAUCAAUACUAUUCCUUUGGAUGUAUCUGUUCAAAACUUAGUCAAAGUUUUGGCAGAAAACAACAGGUUGAGCUUGUUGCAAGAUAUCGGUAUACAAUUUGGUAAGUUGACGGAUGCUCAUAAUGGUCUAAUGCAGGCUGUUGUGACUACUGCUCAACCUAUGGACAGCAAGUUAUUUAAAAGGGUUGAGAGAGCUUUGGCUCAAUCUUCUCUUGUUGGUAGCGGCAAAACAUUGAAGUUACAGAAUGUAGUGAAGCCGGAAAUUCAGGGUGGUUUGAUUCUAGAAGUUGCCGACAGAACUGUGGAUCUAAGUAUUAUCUCCAAGAUCAACAAGUUGAAUCAAGUGUUGAAGGAAUCUCUCUAG